UGUUAGUGUUUAUUGUAUCGGAGCUGGAGGCCCAGAGCAGAGGGGCAGAAGGAGGUGUGUGCGGGCAGGACGGGCUGAUAAGGUUAAGUCUCUGUCUUACAAAAACCUCGUUCAUUCGGCUGCAGCGGCCUGACUUCUGUUGAGAUGUUUAACCAACAACAGCAGUUCCACCAGCUGAUGCAGCUUCAGCAUCUGCUACAGCAACAGCAGCAUCCAGCGCAGCAUCAUCCUACACCCAGGUCUAUACCACCUUCUGUACAGCACCAGCAGCCUCAGCAGAUGCUGAACAUACGGGCAGCUGCCCCAGCGAGACUUAUAAAUACUCACCCUAUGUUACAGCGGGCACUUCUCAUGCAGCACAUGCAAGGUAACCUGCGCAGUCUGAGCAUGGCAGCCCCCACCAUGUCUCCUUUCUUCACUGCAGCUGCAAGGCAGUCCAUCCUUGGCACCCCCCCAAUGGGAGUAACUGUGAAGGCUCCACGAGUGGGAUUUCCUGGACUCCCCUUCCAGCAGCCCCAGCGCAUGUAUCACAAGGAUCAUCAUAGGACCUAUGAUCGCAAAAAGGAUGGGGAGCAAAGUGUGACCCCUCACAUAAAAACCGAUGAUGAAAAGCAGGGUGAGAAGGGAGAAAUGGAUCUUCCUCCAGCAGCUUCUGAGGCUGAUGAGGAGUCUGAAAAUCUAACAGAAUGCAGUGUUACAGACCCAAGCGAGCCUUCAGCCAAGCGAGCAAGGAGCAGCUCAGAGGAUGGUGCCGGGGAAUGCCAUUUUCAUGCAGGAGAGAUCUCGGAAGAGAGAGAAGGAGUUGGAGAGCGCAGUGUGGAGUCACAGCCUCCUGAGGGGAUGAGCGGUGGGCGUGCUCUGAAAGUCACUAUUCAGCAGAGGAGUGAAAGUCGGACGAUUAGUACCACAGACUUGGUGCCUGCACAUGUGGAGAGAGGAUUUACCUCCAGUGGCUCUGGGCAGACUGGGCCAAGGUUCUGCUGCUACAUCUGCAAGUCCAACUUCCAGAGCUUGCAGGCUUUCCAAUCACAUCUGGUAACUGCCCGUCAUCACCAGCGUUUCCAGGCGAUCCAGCAUCUGAGCAAUGCCUGCCUGGUUACUCUGAUGCCCACGGCCAAAGACCCGCAGAGCAGCACAGCAGGGAGAGAUGGAAAGCAGCAGCAGAGGUGGUGUAAUGUGUGUCAGGUUCACUUCAGCUCUGACCUAAUCACCCAUUUGCGCACACAGGAACACAAGCUGGCCAAGCGAUCCUUAAGGCCAUUUUGUACCGUCUGCAGCCGCCAUUUUAAAACCCCUCGCAAGUUUGUAGAGCACAUGAAGUCCCCUGAGCACAAGCAGAAAUCCCAGGAGCUCAGGAUGCAGGAAAAGGAGUCUUGGAGCCCGGAGGAGUCAGAAGAGCUGAUCACAGUGGACGCUGUGGGAUGUUUUGAGGAUGAGGAGGAGGAUGAGGAAGAGGAGGAUGAGGGAAUCAGUGAAGAUGAAACUGCUGGGAAUGUGCAGUGUCCCCUUGCUGACCUGGAACCUGUGAAAGAAGAUGUUGAGGAGUAUAGCUCAGAGAAAGAAUAUGGCUUGGACUUUAUGGUGCCCGUCACUGGCUAUCUCUGCAGGCUGUGUCACAAAUUCUACCCUAGUGACUCUGCUUCCCGGCUCACACACUGCAAGUCCCUGAUGCAUUUUCAGAACGUUCAGAGGUACAGCUCUACAAAGGAUGCUGUGAAUACAGCAGAGGCUUCCACUUCAUGUUCCUCAAAACCAGAGAGUCUGGAAGGGGUUGAAGCAGGGACCUCCUUUUGCUUGGAGAACACUGAAUUUGCUGAACAGAUGGCUACCAUCCCUGAAUCUUUACAGGCGGAGAACAGCCAAGGAGAAAGCUACCUAGAAAAUAAACAAAAAGUGUUGCUUGUUGCUGAGGGAAGUGGUGCCACCACAGGCAUGUCUGGGAGUGCUGUGGGCACAAAGGAAGGCUCCCGGGCCUUGCUGGAACCAGAAAGCAUCCUCGCUCAGGGUGAAAAGGAUGCAAUCAAUAAUGAAGACUCUGGAGCGAUCACAUUCCAGGAGGAGACUGCCUUCUUAGGCUGCCAGCGCUUAUAUAGACAUAAACCCAGAUAGACCAACAUUAGGGCCGGUUCCAGACUGCAUAUCUGGGCACAGAGACCAUCAUUUAAUCUUAUAAUCUCUUUGUAGGGUAAUCAUGGGAUUGCCAUGAGUCAGCACUUUCUUCUCCUAUCUUUCUAGUCCUUAAACCAUUGGAACCAUUUCUUGGAAAUGUUUUAUUAAAAAUACAUGAAACCCUCAUGCAGUGUUUACAGUACCAAUGUGUCCUGGCACAGAAAUGUCUUCACUACCUGGAAUAUGGCAGCCCAGAACUGCCUGAGCGAACCAGGCCUAUAAUUGCACUAGUGUUUUCCAUGCCUUGAGUCCUGUGCCCAUACAUGGCUUUGUUUAUCUAUUUUCGGUAUAAUGACAAUUUGCAGUUAGUCUUUAUUUUAUAAUGGUUUCUGGAUUAUUUAGCUUUGUGUUCAACAGAUUUCCGGCUUAAUGUUGGCAGCUUGCCUGGUUGCUAUGAUCUACUUUCUCCUAGCAACCAGACAGGGGUUUGAAUGAGAGACUGGAGAAGAUGAAUUGAAUAGGAAUAAAGUUGUAGCUUGACACAGCGGUAGGCUUAUUGGCUGUGGAGGGACCCCCAACACACAUCAAUUUAACAGUGGCCCUUUCUAUAACAUAUUAACAUUUAACCUAAAAGGGUAAUUCACCUUUCUCUUUUAGUAUGAUGGAAUGAUAUUUCGAGAUGAAUUUCAUUAAAAUUGGUCUUCAUUUUUUA
Messenger RNA from Xenopus tropicalis (tropical clawed frog), 2821 nucleotides. RefSeq names its product CDKN1A interacting zinc finger protein 1 (gene ciz1). The coding region runs from base 145 to 2109 and encodes 654 amino acids. Gene Ontology annotation, cellular component: nucleus. The record is from RefSeq and is a predicted model, not a curated record. NCBI's taxonomy places the organism in Eukaryota, Metazoa, Chordata, Amphibia, Anura, Pipidae. Gene Ontology annotation, molecular function: zinc ion binding; nucleic acid binding. The transcript is spliced from 16 exons.